AUGACAACUGUAAGGUAUGCGUUUGACGUGAUUGGUGAAUUAUUUUUCGGUAAAGACUUUGGCUUCAUGAAAGAGAAGACAGACGUGGGAAACUAUAUGAAAGCGAUUCAUGAAAUAUGCAUCAAGAAUACGAUCGCCGGUACCGUGCCUUCUUAUUUAUCUGGGCUGACCUUCCCAACUCUCACAUUGUUCUGUCCAUCGUUCCGUGGGACUAUUGAGGCGAUCAUCAAUUUAUCUGUCUCGUCGAAAACAGCAAUGGAUAGACGAAUGCGAGAAAUUGAGGAAAAUUCGGAUGAUCGGCGGGAUAUUAUUCGAAAGUUGAUGGAGAUCAGCGCCGAUCGAGGAGAGAAGGUCAAUUUCAAUACGAAUCAUAUAUACGCUGAAUCUCACAGCUCAUUUUUUGCGGGUGCCGACACAACUGCUAUUGCAAUGUCGAGUAUUUUGGGUCAUCUGAUUCGAAACCCCAUUGCUUAUGGAAAGCUAACCAGUGAAAUUGACACUGCCACGGCGGAGGGCUCAUUUUCUAUGCCUAUCAAAUAUAAAGAGGCUAUCAAACUCCCAUAUCUGCGAGCAUGCAUCAACGAAGGAAUGCGCUUACACCCCAGUGUGGGCUUGACCAUGCCUCGACACGUUCCACCUGGCGGAACGACAAUCGAUGGUGUUUAUAUUCCAGAAGGAUAUAUUGUCGGCAUGAAUCCGGCAGUUGUUCAGUAUGACAAGAAUUUGUUUGGGCUAGAUGCUGAACAAUAUAAUCCCGAUCGCUGGUUAGGAGCAGGUGCACCGCAGAUGGAAAAGGCGAUGCUGCAUUUCGGGAUUGGAACUCGCAUUUGCAUUGGGAAAAAUGUAAGACUUUUCGUCUCAUAUAUUCGCAAUCCUCAAGUUUGA
This is a messenger RNA of Penicillium cosmopolitanum, 885 nucleotides long. RefSeq lists its product as uncharacterized. Lineage: Eukaryota; Fungi; Ascomycota; Eurotiomycetes; Eurotiales; Aspergillaceae. Gene Ontology annotation, molecular function: oxidoreductase activity, acting on paired donors, with incorporation or reduction of molecular oxygen; iron ion binding; heme binding. The record is from RefSeq and is a predicted model, not a curated record. The transcript is spliced from 2 exons. Bases 1 to 885 code for a protein of 294 amino acids.